GGACCAAACAACCGGAAGUGGAGCGUCCUCAGCGUUCAUGUGGGUUCAUGUUGACAACAAAAAGCGUCUCUCGGAAUUGUAACACUGAGGAUUCACCUACACGGGCUUCAAAAUAAAACAUGUCCGACAACGAAGAUAACUUCGACGACGGAGAUUUUGAUGAUGCCGAAGAGGACGAGGGGUUAGAUGACCUGGAAAACGCGGAAGAUGAGGACCAGGAGAACGUGCAGAUCCUGCCGGCAGGAGAGGGACAGCAGGCCAACCAGAAGAGGAUCACAACACCGUACAUGACUAAAUACGAGAGGGCCAGGGUGCUGGGCACACGAGCUCUACAGAUAGCGAUGUGCGCUCCAGUCAUGGUGGAGCUGGAGGGAGAAACAGACCCCUUGCAAAUAGCUAUGAAAGAGCUAAAGAGCAGAAAGAUCCCCAUCAUCAUCCGCAGGUACCUUCCUGAUGGAAGUUAUGAGGACUGGGGCUGUGAUGAGCUCAUCAUAACCGAUUAAACGACCCACACUGACAAAGCAAUAAAUGCUGGUUCACACCCCCAACCAUCUCAGGUCAGUCAGCUGCACAAACCCAGAAGAUUCCUAAGACGGCUGCGAUUAUCACCCACCUGUUCAUGCCUCAAUUUGAUCCACAAACAUCCAUCACAUCAUGUGACUCUGCCAGUCUGUGAUAUUUGAAUACAUGAGAUGUACUGAACAGACACUAGAAGGCUCAUAAAAAUCAAAAGACUGUGCUGCCUGCAGGUUUAUAAUAUUAUUAAUAAUUAAUAUUUGUGAUCUGACUUGUUACGUCCGCAACACAACUGCAGGUUAAAUUCAGAAUCUGUUGUACUUCUUUUUUUUUUUUUUUAACAGCUGCAUUAUAACUUAGAGCCACAAGGGGGAAAUGUAACUUAGCUCAAACAUUUACUUUGUUUUACAAAAUAGUCUUGUGUUGUAAUUAUUCCAUUUGUUGUUUUGAAGGAAAGAGGUGUUUAGUGUAAAAGAACUGUUUUAUUGUUAUUAAUAAACUCUUUUGUAUAAAUCA
Messenger RNA from Morone saxatilis (striped sea-bass), 1032 nucleotides. It is a transcript of the gene polr2f, whose product is annotated as RNA polymerase II, I and III subunit F. The record is from RefSeq and is a predicted model, not a curated record. Lineage: Eukaryota; Metazoa; Chordata; Actinopteri; Moronidae. Gene Ontology annotation, cellular component: RNA polymerase II, core complex; RNA polymerase III complex; nucleus. Gene Ontology annotation, molecular function: DNA-directed RNA polymerase activity; DNA binding. The transcript has 5 exons. Gene Ontology annotation, biological process: DNA-templated transcription. The coding region runs from base 120 to 503 and encodes 127 amino acids.